Messenger RNA from Pteronotus mesoamericanus, 3467 nucleotides. RefSeq names its product RAB guanine nucleotide exchange factor 1 (gene RABGEF1). The record is from RefSeq and is a predicted model, not a curated record. Gene Ontology annotation, molecular function: guanyl-nucleotide exchange factor activity; zinc ion binding; small GTPase binding. NCBI's taxonomy places the organism in Eukaryota, Metazoa, Chordata, Mammalia, Chiroptera, Mormoopidae. Gene Ontology annotation, biological process: vesicle-mediated transport. Gene Ontology annotation, cellular component: endocytic vesicle; cytosol. The coding region runs from base 112 to 1590 and encodes 492 amino acids. The transcript is spliced from 9 exons.
AGGGUGGGCCGGCGUGAGGGCGGGUUGUGGACUGGCGGAGCUGGGACGAACUCUAACGACGGUGGGAGAGUGGCGGCCUCGACGCCGGUAGAUCUGCGGACGAGGGAGAAGAUGAGCCUUAAGUCUGAACGCCGAGGAAUUCAUGUGGAUCAAUCAGAGCUCCUAUGCAAGAAAGGAUGUGGUUACUACGGCAACCCUGCUUGGCAUGGUUUCUGUUCCAAGUGCUGGAGGGAGGAGUACCACAAAGCCAGACAGAAGCAAAUUCAGGAGGAUUGGGAACUAGCGGAGCGACUACAACGGGAGGAGGAGGAGGCCUUUGCCAGUAGUCAGAGCAGCCAAGGGGCUCAGUCCCUCACAUUUUCCAAGUUUGAAGAAAAGAAAACCAAUGAGAAGACCCGCAAGGUCACCACAGUGAAGAAGUUCUUCAGUGCUUCAUCCAGGGCCGGAUCAAAGAAGGCAGACAUUCAGGAAGCAAAAGCUCCCAGUCCUUCCAUAAACCGGCAAACCAGCAUUGAAACGGAUAGAGUGUCUAAAGAGUUCAUAGAAUUUCUCAAGACCUUCCACAAGACAGGCCAAGAAAUCUAUAAGCAGACCAAGCUGUUUUUGGAAACAAUGCAUUACAAAAGGGAUUUGAGCAUCGAGGAACAGUCAGAGUGUACUCAGGACUUUUACCAGAGUGUGGCUGAAAGAAUGCAGACUCGUGGAAAAGUGUCUCCAGAAAGAGUUGAGAAGAUAAUGGAUCAGAUUGAAAAGUACAUCAUGACUCGUCUCUAUAAGUAUGUGUUCUGUCCAGAAACUACUGAUGAUGAGAAGAAAGAUCUCGCUAUUCAAAAGAGGAUCAGAGCCCUGCACUGGGUUACACCUCAGAUGCUUUGUGUCCCUGUUAAUGAAGAAAUUCCUGAAGUGUCUGAUAUGGUGGUGAAAGCAAUUACAGAUAUUAUCGAAAUGGAUUCGAAGCGUGUGCCUAGAGAUAAGCUGGCCUGCAUCACCAGGUGCAGCAAGCACAUCUUCAAUGCCAUCAAGAUCACCAAGAAUGAGCCGGCUUCAGCCGAUGACUUCUUACCUACUCUCAUCUACAUUGUCUUGAAGGGUAACCCCCCACGCCUUCAAUCUAAUAUUCAGUAUAUCACCCGCUUCUGCAACCCAAGCCGACUGAUGACUGGAGAGGAUGGCUACUAUUUCACCAAUCUGUGCUGUGCUGUGGCUUUCAUUGAGAAAUUAGACGCUCAGUCCUUGAAUUUAAGUCAGGAAGAUUUUGAUAGAUACAUGUCUGGCCAGACAUCUCCCAGAAAGCAAGAAUCUGAGAAUUGGUCUCCUGAUGCUUGUUUAGGUGUUAAGCAAAUGUAUAAGAACUUGGAUCUCCUAUCUCAACUGAAUGAACGACAGGAACGGAUUAUGAAUGAAGCCAAGAAACUUGAAAAAGACCUAAUAGAUUGGACGGAUGGAAUUGCAAAAAAGGUUCAAGACAUUGUUGAGAAAUGUCCCCUGGAAAUUAAGCCCCCAAAUCAGUCUUUAGCAGCUAUUGACUCUGAAAAUGUUGAAAAUGAUAAACUUCCUCCACCGUUGCAACCUCAAGUUUAUGCAGGAUGAUAAAAAUGCAUAUGGAUAUAGUAUUUAUUUGAACCUAAAUUGUAGCUAGCCCUUACUACAGUCCACUGAUUGAGAUAUAGAAUAUAACUUAAUUGUUUAUAAAUGUCAGAGGAUUUUUAAAGGUACAGUUUCUAGGGAUUGUUUUUGUUUUGUUUGUUUUCCUGGCAGGGGAAGCUUAGUAAAUAAUAAAGUACUAUUUAUUUGAGUUACUGAUACAGAUUCAUUUAAGGCUUGUGUGAAAAGUUUGUCUAAAUCUAUUUUUUUCCCAUGGUUUUCCUAUGUGCUUCCUUGUGGUAGUCAGUGUGGGUUAGGUUUGGGUAAAUAAUUGCUUCUUUAAGGGUAAAACAAAUGAAUGCUACAAAAAUGUAUGUUUAAGGGAAUUCAAGGGUACCGCUAUUCUAUAAUUUGAAAUAAUUUUAUAAUUGUAAAGAUAGAAGAUAUAUUGAUAAGUAUAUAAAAUUGUAAAUAUGUAAAAAAAAGGAAUGGUGUGUGCUGUGCAUGGCAUUUCAUGUGUUCACUUUUUAAGUUUAAAAUAGUAGAUUGAAUGUUUGCCAUUGUACUUGGUUUGCCCCACUAAAGUGAAUGUAGACACAUUUAAAUGUACUCCCCUUGAAGUGCUGACUCCAUCUUUAACAGUAUGGUAACCCUAACUUUGACAGCGUUAGAGAUUAUGACACUAUUGAGGUUCAGGAUAAUUUUAAGUCAUAUAAAGUCGCUAUUCAGUGUAGUGAAUUGAAGGCUUUGAACCAUGCUUCUCGUACUUCUUUCCUCUAUCCAUUCAGCAAAUAUGUAUGAGCUUGCCUGGGGUCAGUGGGCAGAGGGAUAAAUGGGACCCUGCUAGUGAGAGCUGAAGUGCCGGUGGCACCUUUUGCUUCCAUAGAGCACUUUUGGCUUUAUGGACAAGCCAGACACAUGUCAUAGAAACCUCUUUUAGGCUUCCUCAAGCUCAGUACCAUUGACAUUUGGGGCCUGAAGGGUUUUUGUUGUGGGGGGCUACCCUGUGAAUUGUAGGAUAUUUAGCAACAUCCCUAGCCUCCAUACACGUUAGAUGCUAGUAGCACCACCUGUGAUUUUUCACAGGUUGUGAGAGAUCAUCCUCAGACGUUGCCGAAUGUUACUCGAGGGUGAGCAGGGGUCUGAGUUAAGAACCACUGGUCUCUUUUGUAAGCUAGAGUUCUCCUGGCGGUUUAUAUGAUGUAACCAAAGAAUACUGCAUUGAAUGCACUGUAUAAUGUUAAUCGAUAUCUCUUUCAGUGAGCCUUUACAAUCACCAUCAGUGUGGAACAACUUCUAAUGCAGCCUCUCAUAACCUAAAUAUGCUAUUUAUGAUUCUCCUUCCCAUCAGUGAUUUCUACGGAUCAUCAGUGUACGUGUGAAACUGUCAUUCUCAGGGCACCAUUCUUGAACAAGGUCACAUCACACAAGCAGUAAAGAAAGUUUCCUUUGCUUUCCCAACAUGUCUUGCUAAUAGUGAACUGCAGAUUUGUAGUGCAGCAGUUUUGGAAUAAAUCUAGGGUAAGUAUAAAGCUUUUUAUCCUUAAAUGUACACAUAAAAUCCAUGAAGUUAACUCAUUUGUUGUCAUAAAGCACUGGAGACAUGAAGCAGUUCACUGAGUCAGCUGAUCACCAAGUUCAUAUGGAAUGGGAUGAGUUACUAUCACAUACCAAUGAGAAUUUGUUCUUAAAAUCUGCUCUUAGAAACAUGAGCCCAGAUGAUUUUCUUAGAGAGCUUUCCCCUUUUUUCUUUAUUCUUUUCUAUGUACUUUCUAGGUGCUAAUCCAGAUAUGCACAUUCUUAAUUCUCCUGGGAAUAUAUAGUUCUUUUAGUCAUUGUACAUUGUUUGUUAAAUAAAAUGUGCAUAUCUGCCUCCCACUAAA